AUGAUCAUAAUGACGUUUUGCCGCAACCAAGGUGUCAAACCGUCCUUAUUUCAUGAUGAUCUGUUUCAAAUGAUUAAUCGAAAUACACUGUACGUACUGAUGAUCCAGUCCAUCGAAUUUCAUUUCACGGUACCUCCGAAUGAGCAACAUCUUCCACUGGGCGAUUCAGUACUCACUCGUUUACCGAGUACCAUGCGCAAAAUCAAACUUGAAAAAUGUCAAAAUAUCACUGCCAGAGGCAUCUGUGAUUACAUCGAGGUUAGAUAUUUUUUUUGCAAGAAUUUGAUCAGUAAUUCUAGAAUAUGUACGCUGGUAUGCAACAAAUUGCUCUAA
This is a messenger RNA of Gongylonema pulchrum, 333 nucleotides long. The record is from the annotation of a GenBank genome assembly. NCBI's taxonomy places the organism in Eukaryota, Metazoa, Nematoda, Chromadorea, Rhabditida, Gongylonematidae.